GGGAACCAAGCUAACAUUAAGAAAGACAGCGUUAGCUCCGCUUUGCUAACUCCAACUCUCGUUUUGAAAAAAGGACAUUAAAACAGACACGGGAUUAAAGAACAAGUUUAAACGAGUGACAGUGGGACAGUUUUUCACAGUGUCACCGCUGGUUCACACUGACUCAGCGUUUUGGCGGAUAUGGAGCGCGUUUGUUAACUUCAGUUGACUUAAAGUGAGAAAGCUAACAAGCUAACCUAGCCUAGCGUUAGCUAGCUAGUCUUUCAGUUAACUAACCCAAAGCCGCCAUGUUGGAGGAGCAAAGAGAAAAUGAAAAGCAGCAGGUGAAAGAAAAUGAUGAGGAAGACACGGACACAAACCUACAACCAGGUGGACAUGCUGAAGAACAGCCGCCAGAGGACGACAGAGAGCCAGGGAGCAUUGGAGAGGAGCUGCAGGCUGGCAGGUCGACCACAGAUGUGCUGGAGACUGUGGAAGAAGCUGAAACUCAGGCUGAUCUGCCCGAUGAUGCUGAGCAUCUUAGAGAGCCUCAGGGAAGAGAAAAUGUUGGAAACUCUACGGCAACAGUGAAAGUGGUGCUGGUGCCCGAGGGUCACGUGAUGACUGCGGCCUUCGCCAUCGGUCUCAGCAUUCAGGAGCUGAAGGUUCACCUCGCCGCCGAGCUCAGAGUUCCUGCUGAGGUGCUGCAGAUCUCUCUUGACGGCAGAGUGGUGGAGGAGCAGCAGAGCCUGAUGGAGCUCGGCGUCCAGCCUCACGGCUCCAUUCGGAUGGAGAUGAGCUCCACCGACCCGACCACCCAUCCACUCCGCCCACUCCGCCCUCCCGAGCACGACAACAUGCCGGACGUCAUCACCGUCCGAGUCCAAACAGAUGAGGACGUGUUCCAGGAGGUGGUGGUGGAGAUUGAGCGUCCCCCCCAGCAGAAGGCCUACCUGGGCGGCUACAGACACCGGCUGACGGGGGUGCAGUACCACCAUGCUGCAGUCCAGACCCUGCCCACGAGGAGACCUGACAGAGGAGUGGAGGUCUUCAGCCGCAACACACAGACAGUGAAGCUGAAGUCUCAGGCCCAGCAGUGUCCAGUCAACGCUUCCACCCAGAUGACCGGGAUCGGCUGCUACGUCUCCUGUAUGAACGACAAGCUGGUUUCCCCCCGCGGCUACAUCACUGCUGACGAGUAUCACAACACAAGGCUGAACGCUGUGAUCAUUCUGCAGUCGUUUGCCCGGCGCUGGCUGGCCUGGCAGGAGGUGAACCGGCUGACGAGAGAUCGAGACCGGCGGCUGGCCUGGCUGGAGCAUCAGGAGACCAGGAGGAGGGAGGAGAAGGAGGAGCAGCUGAGAGACCGCCGCCAACGCUGGAUGAGCCCGCAGAGAAGGGAGGACUUCAACCUGCUGUACCACGCUUUAGAGAAGUGGCGGUGUGAGGAGGAGGAGAAGAUCAACUCUUCCCUGAGAGGAGCUGAGAGGAAGGCAGCUCUCUGCUUGCUGCUGGAGCAGGAGACACAGCUCAUCGCCGCCAUUGGACGCCAUCGCAUCGCCAUCCAGGACAGCAACUACGACAAAACUGUCAGGAACUUCCUGGACAAGUCUGCCGCUCCUCAUCAGUGGCGAGCAGCAGAUGGUCGACUGAUCGAGAUGGACAGUCCACACACCAUCAGAGCCAGAGAGCUGCGGGAUCUGUACAACAGCAUCAGCCUGUCCACUGUCAGCCAGGAGCAGAGACUCCACGUCCUCAUGACACUCAAACACACUGUCAAGGAGCACAAGUGUCAGCUGACCCAGGACAUUGUGGACUUGAUUGACAGGGAGGUGGACCUUAUGACUCGGGGGGUUAAGGCAGCCAGUCUGGAGGGGCUGAGGAAGAGGAUCUCCACUCUGUUCCUCCAGUACAUCAAAACACCAGCAUUUAACCCGGAGGUGGCCAAGCUGCUGAAGGUUCCCCAGAAUCCCUCUCAGCUGAAGAACAACAUGUUCCUCUGCCGCGGCUGUCACCGCUACCUACACUCUGCCGACUUCAAGCCGUCCGCCAGCGCCGAACGCCAGACUCGGUGCCGAGACUGCACCAGACUCGACAACAUAGCCAGAUCCCGAGAUGACUUCUCCUGCUACAAAAACAUCCUGAAGAGGCUGAGAGCUGACGAGCAGCGGCUCAACCAGGAAGCCAAGAUUCCCUUCCUGCUGCAGGUGGAGGACUUGCGGUACCUGGUGGAUGUGGUCUGGGCGUCCCGCUCGGCCCUCCACGCCAGCAGAGACCUCUACAACCUGGUGUUUGUCCGCUGGGAGCGUCGGAGAGACUGGAGCCCCUGGAACUGCAUCCUACUGUCCAAAGAAGAGACUUCAGCUCAUCUGGAGGUGGAAGACGUCCACAAGGCGUAUGACGCCACGUUCAUCCGCAGGAUCGAACACAAACACACGCUGGCCCGCCGCCACUUCAGCCAGAUGGCCGUCAUGGCCGAGUACCUGGACUCUCAGCUUUCCGCUGCCCUGGGCAACCAUCUUGUCUCCAAGACCGUCACCGUGGCGACAGGCAAGCCCACCAUCGACACUCCACCGGCCUCAGCUCAUUAGGAAACACCCUGUGGUUUUCUUUCUUCUGUCACCGUUUCCUUUCACGCUCAUAUUGUCUGUCACUUUCAAAAAAACAUUGUCUGAAAUCUAAAAUAAAGUUCAUGAUGGUUUUUCCUCCUGGUUAUGUAAAUUCAUUUCAGUUCAGGUGCUUUUAUUUUGAAAGUAGAUGUACAGUAGUUACCUUUGCCCAGGACCCAGCUUCCAGAAAUAAUUAGAAUAACAAAAGUACUAAAAUACAUUUUACAAACUUUUCAAUCUUUUGGGGGUGGGUCCAACAGCAUUGUAGCUCUUAAAUGGGCAAGAACAUAGAAAUAAAAAUGUGUCAUUGCUGUUUUAUAACUCAUCGGGCUUAAAGGAACACGCUGACUUA
Perca fluviatilis (European perch) is the source of this 2940-nucleotide messenger RNA. RefSeq names its product IQ motif and ubiquitin domain containing (gene iqub). Gene Ontology annotation, molecular function: protein binding. The transcript has 13 exons. Gene Ontology annotation, biological process: cilium assembly. The record is from RefSeq and is a predicted model, not a curated record. Lineage: Eukaryota; Metazoa; Chordata; Actinopteri; Perciformes; Percidae. Gene Ontology annotation, cellular component: acrosomal vesicle; motile cilium. The coding region runs from base 288 to 2570 and encodes 760 amino acids.